Episyrphus balteatus (marmalade hoverfly) is the source of this 3923-nucleotide messenger RNA. Its product is annotated as kinesin-like protein KIF15. Gene Ontology annotation, molecular function: protein binding. The transcript has 4 exons. NCBI's taxonomy places the organism in Eukaryota, Metazoa, Arthropoda, Insecta, Diptera, Syrphidae. The coding region runs from base 108 to 3923 and encodes 1271 amino acids. The record is from RefSeq and is a predicted model, not a curated record.
UUAUGCUGAUUUUAGGGUUUUCCCCUUAAAACUAAACCCAAUGGAAUUUUCCAUAUUUUUCAUUACUCAUUGUCAUUAGCAACAAGUAAACUUUCAUUUGAUUUACGAUGUCUUCUGCAAAUCCAUCUUCUUCCUCAAACAAAGAAACAAUAAUUUUCGAAGACAAUGAGCAUGCAACAAAUAUUACUGAAAAAUUAAAGAUUUUCUAUGAUGAAGACAAAUUCUUCGAUGUUGUUAUCUUGGCUGGUCAAGAUUCCAUCAAAAUUCGAGCUCAUAAAAUGAUCUUGUCAGUUUUUAGUGAGUAUUUUUUGGAAAUAUUUCAAAACAUCCCAAACACUUCAAAGAUCAACGAAGUAAAUAUGAAAGAAAUCGAAUCUUCGGCUCUUAAAUUGAUUAUCAAUUACAUGUAUUCGGGCUCGAUUGAACUGAAUCUGGAAAAGAUUGAGACUAUUUUGCGAGGUGCAGUUUUUCUUAAAAUGAAACAUUUAGUUGAUGGGUGUUGUGAUUUUCUGGACAAACAUUUGAGUAAAGAUAAUUGUUUGCAUUGGCUACGAUUGGCAAACGAACUGGGUUUAUCUGGAAUUAAACCAAAAUCUUCCGAAUUAAUUUACUCGCAUUUUAAAGAAGUAACUGAAGGAACUGAGUUUUUGCUUCUGAAUGAAACUGAACUCAAAGAUAUUUUAUUUAAAAACAAUUCUUAUAAAGACUUGGAGGAGCAAGUGUUUCUGAGUUUGGUGGCAUGGAUUGAAUAUGACAAAGCUAAGCGACAACACUUUUUCUUUGAAUUGCUCUCGUUGGUUCGCUAUUAUUUUCUUACGCCAAGAUUUAUCAUGGAAAACAUCAAUUAUGUUUGUGUUAAUUUUGAAAACUGUCAAUUAAUUCUUCAUUGGCUUCGAUUCCAUUUGUUGCCUGAGUCUAGGACAGAUGAAGAGAAAAAAAUUACUUUUGUUUCUGAGACAAGCAAUGAACUUAAUUUAGGCUCACAGUCACAAGAUGAAGAGAUAAAAAAUACGUUUGUUUCUGAGACAAGCAAUGAACUUAAUUUAAGCUCACAGUCACAAGAUGAAGAGAUAAAAAAUACGUUUGUUUCUGAGACAAGCAAUGAACUUAAUUUAAGCUCACAGUCACAAGAUGAAGAGAAAAAAAAUACUUUUGUUUCUGAGACAAGCAAUGAACUUAAUUUAAGCUCACAGUCACAAGAUGAAGAGAUAAAAAAUACGUUUGUUUCUGAGACAAGCAAUGAACUUAAUUUAAGCUCACAGUCACAAGAUGAAGAGAAAAAAAAUACUUUUGUUUCUGAGACAAGCAAUGAACUUAAUUUAAGCUCACAGUCACAAGAUGAAGAGAAAAAAAAUACUUUUGUUUCUGAGACAAGCAAUCAACUUAAUUUAAGCUCACAGUCACAAGAUGAAGAGAAAAAAAAUACUUUUGUUUCUGAGACAAGCAAUCAACUUAAUUUAAGCUCACAGUCACAAGAUGAAGAGAAAAAAAAUACUUUUGUUUCUGAGACAAGCAAUGAACUUAAUUUAAGCUCACAGUCACAAGAUGAAGAGAUAAAAAAUACGUUUGUUUCUGAGACAAGCAAUGAACUUAAUUUAAGCUCACAGUCACAAGAUGAAGAGAUAAAAAAUACGUUCGUUUCUGAGACAAGCAAUGAACUUAAUUUAAGCUCACAGUCACAAGAUGAAGAGAAAAAAAAUACUUUUGUUUCUGAGACAAGCAAUGAACUUAAUUUAAGCUCACAGUCACAAGAUGAAGAGAUAAAAAAUACGUUUGUUUCUGAGACAAGCAAUGAACUUAAUUUAAGCUCACAGUCACAAGAUGAAGAGAAAAAAAAUACUUUUGUUUCUGAGACAAGCAAUGAACUUAAUUUAAGCUCACAGUCACAAGAUGAAGAGAUAAAAAAUACGUUUGUUUCUGAGACAAGCAAUGAACUUAAUUUAAGCUCACAGUCACAAGAUGAAGAGAAAAAAAAUACUUUUGUUUCUGAGACAAGCAAUGAACUUAAUUUAAGCUCACAGUCACAAGAUGAAGAGAAAAAAAAUACUUUUGUUUCUGAGACAAGCAAUGAACUUAAUUUAAGCUCACAGUCACAAGAUGAAGAGAUAAAAAAUACGUUUGUUUCUGAGACAAGCAAUGAACUUAAUUUAAGCUCACAGUCACAAGAUGAAGAGAAAAAAAAUACUUUUGUUUCUGAGACAAGCAAUGAACUUAAUUUAAGCUCACAGUCACAAGAUGAAGAGAAAAAAAAUACUUUUGUUUCUGAGACAAGCAAUCAACUUAAUUUAAGCUCACAGUCACAAGAUGAAGAGAAAAAAAAUACUUUUGUUUCUGAGACAAGCAAUCAACUUAAUUUAAGCUCACAGUCACAAGAUGAAGAGAAAAAAAAUACUUUUGUUUCUGAGACAAGCAAUGAACUUAAUUUAAGCUCACAGUCACAAGAUGAAGAGAAAAAAAAUACUUUUGUUUCUGAGACAAGCAAUGAACUUAAUUUAAGCUCACAGUCACAAGAUGAAGAGAAAAAAAAUACUUUUGUUUCUGAGACAAGCAAUCAACUUAAUUUAAGCUCACAGUCACAAGAUGAAGAGAAAAAAAAUACUUUUGUUUCUGAGACAAGCAAUGAACUUAAUUUAAGCUCACAGUCACAAGAUGAAGAGAUAAAAAAUACGUUUGUUUCUGAGACAAGCAAUGAACUUAAUUUAAGCUCACAGUCACAAGAUGAAGAGAUAAAAAAUACGUUUGUUUCUGAGACAAGCAAUGAACUUAAUUUAAGCUCACAGUCACAAGAUGAAGAGAAAAAAAAUACUUUUGUUUCUGAGACAAGCAAUGAACUUAAUUUAAGCUCACAGUCACAAGAUGAAGAGAUAAAAAAUACGUUUGUUUCUGAGACAAGCAAUGAACUUAAUUUAAGCUCACAGUCACAAGAUGAAGAGAAAAAAAAUACUUUUGUUUCUGAGACAAGCAAUGAACUUAAUUUAAGCUCACAGUCACAAGAUGAAGAGAAAAAAAAUACUUUUGUUUCUGAGACAAGCAAUCAACUUAAUUUAAGCUCACAGUCACAAGAUGAAGAGAAAAAAAAUACUUUUGUUUCUGAGACAAGCAAUGAACUUAAUUUAAGCUCACAGUCACAAGAUGAAGAGAAAAAAAAUACUUUUGUUUCUGAGACAAGCAAUGAAUUUAAUUUAAACUCACAGUCACAAGUCGGUGAUUUUGCAGUUAUUGAUAUAAACGCAGAUGAUGAAGUUGAAAUACGAAGCUACAAUCAAACAUCAAAGAAAUGGGUUUUGGAAAAACGAUCACUUCCUGAAUUACGUCUUCAAGCUAAAAUUAUAAAUUACACUGGACAUUUAUGUAUCUUUGGUGGUUAUUAUGACAUUGCUUGUACAAGAUUUGCUUGUAAUACACAAAAGCUGUUCAAUUUCUCAACAGAAAAACAGACUCCCUUGAAACCACUCCUUAAACCAGAUGCAAGACAAAGAAUUGUUGGUCAUAACGUGAAAUCAAAAACUUCAUACCCCGGCUCGUCUUUGACUGCAGCACAAAAUAUCAUUUCGCCAACACCAAAUACAUUGACCCCAUCUCCUGCAGCAACUCCUUCUUCUUUGGAAGCAAAUAAUGUCUCUGAAAACUUAACGACAGAAAUUUCUCAAACAGACAACGAAAGGUGUCCACCAAACAAUUCAAAAUCCGCUAACAAAAUCCGGGAAGCAUUAUAUGAAGAGAGUCGAGAAGCUAUAAGAAAAAUAGUUGAAAGUGUUUCACAACCAAAAUCGCAGUCGGUAUCUGAACCAGAAGACAUGAGAACAAACCACUUCAAAAUCUUUGAUUACAUGGCUAAAGAAGCGGUUGAGAUGGACCCUAUCGUAAAAACACAAUUUAUAAAAAAAGUGUUAGAUAUCUUCUGGGAGUUUAAGUUGAAAUAG